Molecule: messenger RNA, 1092 nt
Organism: Elaeis guineensis (African oil palm)
Lineage: Eukaryota; Viridiplantae; Streptophyta; Magnoliopsida; Arecales; Arecaceae
Cellular component (GO): nuclear membrane
Source: RefSeq, a predicted model, not a curated record
AAAUACCUGGUCCCUGGAGCAUCGGUCCCUCCCUGGCCCCUAAGACUAAAACCCUUGCGACUUGUGAAAGAAAAUACCAUUUUCUUCCUUUCUGGACGCCAUGUCCUCUCUCUAAUUCGCCUUUGGGCUCCUCUAACGAAAAACUUCGCCUUUGCUCUCUCUCUCUCUCAACUCCUUUCCCAUCCCUCCACCCAAACUUUAGGCUUUAGAUCAAUCGCAAUGGAAGAUCUGAAGGUGGCCUUAAAUAAUCACGCGGAUCUCGUAUCCGAGCUCUUUGAGAAGCUCUCCGCUGAACUCCGCUCCGGAUUCCGCCCGGCGGUCGACAACUUCAUCGGCUUCUUCCACGCCAUCGAUUGGAAGGAACCUUGGUUGAUAUGCUUAUUACUGUUCCACCUUUCUUUGCUGCUGAUAACUGUCAUCUUGAGGAAGAAUGUCAACUUCCAACUCUGCCUAUCCAUGCUAGCAUUUACUGGCGUAUAUCUUGCUGAGAGGAUAAAUAGUUUUCUGGGAAAACACUGGAAGAGCUUUGCAGGCCAGAAUUACUUUGAUCCUCAUGGUCUUUUUAUUUCAGUCCUCUGGUCUGGUCCACUUCUUUUGGUAACUAUGGUAAUUGUGGUGAAUACUCUCUUCACAUUGUGUCAUCUUAUUGUGAAGUGGAAAAAGGCAGAACUCAGACAUCGGGCUCGGCUUGCUCGUGACAAGCAGGAAUGAUCAGCCUCUCUCUGCCUUUUAUUGUUACAGUGCCUUUUUUUGUGAGAUGAAAAUAGGCACACUUGUGUCAUUUAACACCUGAUUUUAUUCAGAUUUAGUGCUUAGCAAUUUAGAUCUUUUGGAUCAUUUGUCAUCGGGAGUUUUAGGGAGGGCAGAUUUGAAAUCUACUAGAGGUGGAUAGGUGUUCCACGAAUAUGACCAGGAUUUACAGCCAGAAACAAAAAGAACAAGUUUGUUUGAUAUGAUGCUGGGACCAAGACAUCUUGCCUGAUCAUCUUAUUCGGUUGUUGUAAAACUGUAUGUUUGAUGUGCUCAGAGUGAUGAUUUCAAACUGUAGAUUCAGACUUUGAAUGAUUAAGGAAUUUUGGUUAGUUCUUGACU